AUGGACUCGACUUUUAUUAUAAUUGGAGGUGGAAUUGCCGGGGUAUCGUGCGCUGAAGGUUUGGCCUUUUUAGCUCCAGAAGAAAAGGUUGUGUUAAUCACUGCUAGUUCCCUGAUUAAAGCUGUAACAAAUAUUGUACCAAUUAGUCAAAACUUAACGCAAUUCGACGUGGAAGAACGUAAUAUGGUAACUUUAACUGAAAUGCACCCUUCUGUCUCUGUUGUUCAUGACUUGGUUGUAAGAGUGGAUAAUGAAAAUAAAUUCGUCGAAACUGAAUCGGGACAAGUAAUCAAAUACAAAAAAUUAUGCUUAUGUACCGGAGCAAGGCCCAAGCUUAUAACUGAAAAUAAUCCUUACGUAAUUGGCAUAAGGGACACAGAGUCUGUGGAAAAUUUUUCCUCAAAAAUUAAAAAUGCUAAAAGAAUUGUAGUUGUCGGUAAUGGUGGCAUAGCCACUGAAAUAGUUCACGAAAUACGGGGAGUUGAAAUUAUUUGGGUAAUAAAAGAUAAACAUAUUUCUGCUACCUUUGUAGACCCUGGGGCAGCUGAAUUUUUCCAAAAUAAGUUGACUCAGAGAAAUGAUGAGUCAGAAUGUGGUAAAGUUGUGAAGCGAAUGAAAUACACUGUUUCAGAAGGUCAAGUAAAUAAAGGGGGCGCUGCUUUAGGCCCUGACUGGCAUAGUAGUUAUAACAUCAAAGGAACAUCUGUAGAUUCAAGCAAAAUACAAAUUGAGUAUGAAUGCGAAAUUAUUGGAGUAUCAAGCGAAAAACAAAAUAAUGAAGAAUGGCCAAUUUAUGCAGAACUUACCAAUGGUAAAGUUAUAGGUUGCGAUUUCAUUGUAUCUGCAACAGGCGUUGUUCCAAAUUCUACCCUAAACGGGUUAGAAGAACUAAAUAAAGGGGAAGAUGGUGGUAUUUUGGUCGAUUCGAAGCUACAGACUUCUAAAAAAGAUUUAUUUGCUGCUGGGGAUGUUUGUACAGUAAACUGGACUCUGGCAAAACAUUGGUUUCAAAUGAGACUCUGGACUCAAGCUUUGCAAAUGGGUCGGUAUGCUGCUAAGUCUAUGGCUUGUGAUUUAAAGGGUGAAGAUUUUUACCAAGACUUUUGUUUUGAACUUUUCACACAUGUGACAAAAUUUUUUGGGUUCAAAGUUGUCCUACUAGGGCUUUACAAUGGGCAAAAAUUGAAUGGCAGUUACGAAAUAUUAUUACGAAUGACAAAGAAUGUAGAGUACAUCAAGUUAAUAUUGAAAGAUGGUAAAUUAAUGGGAGCUGUCCUCAUUGGAGAAACCGACUUGGAAGAAAUGUGCGAAAACCUGAUCUUGAAUCAACUCGAUUUAACUGUUUAUGGAGAAGACUUGUUAAACCCUGACAUAGAUGUGGAAGAUUAUUUUGAUUGAGCUCAAAAAUUAAAUUGAAUUUUUGCAUGUGAAAUUUGUAUUUGUGUGCACGAAGCAGAGAAACUUUGAAUAAAUAGAUGUAUUUUUCAUUUUUUCAAUUACAC
Molecule: messenger RNA, 1502 nt
Organism: Diprion similis
Lineage: Eukaryota; Metazoa; Arthropoda; Insecta; Hymenoptera; Diprionidae
Gene: Pyroxd1
Product: pyridine nucleotide-disulfide oxidoreductase domain-containing protein 1
Exons: 1
Coding region: 1-1398 (465 amino acids)
Molecular function (GO): oxidoreductase activity; flavin adenine dinucleotide binding
Source: RefSeq, a predicted model, not a curated record